This is a messenger RNA of Saccoglossus kowalevskii, 2369 nucleotides long. RefSeq lists its product as uncharacterized. NCBI's taxonomy places the organism in Eukaryota, Metazoa, Hemichordata, Enteropneusta, Harrimaniidae. The record is from RefSeq and is a predicted model, not a curated record.
AUGCCAUCUUGAAGAGAAAGUUAGUCGGAUUUGAUUGACGAAGAUAAAACAACAAAGUUUUAGUUGUAUUUAGCACCGAUCCCCGGAAUAGAGUUUUACGUGAAUUUGUAAUUCUCUCCACGAGUUCAAUGAACCUUGACACUGGAGUGACCUUUGCGAACCAGUGACCAGUGAAUAAACGACAUUGAUGUGAAAUACUGGAGUGAUUUAUUUCUGACGCUUGCGGACUGCGACCCCUCAAGUGAACUGUUCCAUUAUUGAUGAAAUUAAUUUGAAAUGACACGAUUUAUCAAUAAUCAUUCGCCACAGUAAAACUCUACCGGUGAGUACAACUCUAACUGGAGAAAACAAAUGUGGAAAUAAAGACCAUGGCAUCACAUAUAAGGGACCCUGGGUAUACUAGUAGCUAUGGAAGACCUAUCAAGUUAACAGAUAAAGCCCUGGAGAAUGAAUAUGAAGAGAAUAAGAAAAGGUAUGAGCAUGCAUAUAGACAACUCCACGGAAUUAUGCAGAACACAUAUGAUUUAAUAGCAAAUAAUGGUGAUUCCAAGGCCAUACAUGAAGGUUAUAAGGAAUGUUUAUUUCUAUGUGAAAGAUUUCUGCAGUGCGAACAUGAGUAUCGUGCUCUCCUACACGAAGACGAAUUUAGUAAACAUGAAUCAAUAUUUUUACAAAGACGAGAAUACAUUGAAUCAUUUAAGUCUGCCGUGCAGUCUUUCUUUGCCAAGGAACAAGAUAAGAAAGAUCGUCAUGCUGACGUUGACCAAUACGACAGUGUUUCUCAAACAAGCAGAGCUUCCAGAAAAUCAAAGAGCUCUAAGGCUAGUUCAUGUUCCACCCAUACAAAUAUUAGUAUGCUACGACUCCAAGAAGACCAGAAAAGAGCUGAGUACGCUGCUCGUACAGCCGCCCACCAGGAGCGAAUGCGCCUAGAAAGUGCCGCUCUUCAGAGAAGACGGCAAAUUGAUAAGGAAAAACGACGUCUAGAAUUGAUUAGAGAACAAUCCUUGUUAGAGAUUAAGGAAAUGCAAGAUGAUCUUGAGUUCGAGAUUAGAAAUAUGAAAGAAGAAAUCGAUCUCAAAGAAGUAAUUGCCGUUAGUGAAAAUAAGUCAAAGGUCCUAGAUCAGUAUGAGCAAGAUGGAAGUCAGAGUGGGACAAAAACGACAUACCAUGGUCUAUUAAAGGAACCUUCCUCUCAUGCUGAUGAAACUCGUUAUGCUAAUACAGGUGACUGUGACACAAGACCAACAGAAGGGAGACGUAAACGUUUUUCACCAGAUACUCCUGGAAUAUCAUCUCUUAACCCCACACCAUUACCGAGAUAUACAUGUUCCAGACAUAGACCACCUUCAGUGACAUUGCCAAACUAUGAGCACAUUUUGCAUCAACCGUUAGAAGAUAGCAAUAACCAUAUUGAUGAAUCACAGACAUCUCCACGUCAAACUGAUUCUGCAGGUGCGCUAAACCGAUUGGCUGAUAUAUUAUCUAGUCGACAGGAAGAGCUCCCAAGAAAGGAGCCGGAUGUUUUCAGCGGUAAUGUGUACGACUAUCCUGCCUGGAUUACUUCUUUUCAAACGCUUGUUGAACAGAGGAAGCCAUUAUCUGCUGACAGAUUAUAUUACCUUGGCAAAUAUACUACUGGUGAAGCCAAAGACGUUAUUAAAGGUCUACUGACGUUAAGUAGCGAAAAAGCUUAUAUCAAAGCAAAGAAAUUACUAGCUGAGCGCUAUGGAGAUAAAUUGAUUGUCGCCGACACAUACAAGAAACAAAUCAAUGACUGGCCACAGAUAAAAUCCAGCGAUGGCAAGGAAUUGAGAAAAUUCACAGACUUUCUACUUCAUUGUGAAACAGCCAUGACGACCAUUGGAUAUCUGAGGGUAUUGAAUGAUCCUGAUGAACAGAAGAAAGUUCUAAGGAAAAUCCCAAAGAGUAUUUCUGACCGAUGGAUGAGAAAGGUAGAUAGUGUGCUGAAUGAUGAGUCUCACAUGACACAUGGUGAUUCAUAUGAUCGUUACCCGCCAUUUGCUGAGUUGUGUCAGUUCCUAAGUAGAGAGGCUCGUAUCGCAUGUAGCCCAGCAAACUUGAAAGCUGAUGAUAAGAAAGAAGACUCAAAGCGUGGAAAAUGUAGUAAAUAUAGUGGUGCGAGAAGUUUUGCAACAGAGGCAGAUGAGAUUAAGAAGACUGCUGCUGUUGAAGAGCAACCCACAUCAACCAUCGACACAGCUAAAGUGAAACGAUGUUGUGUUCUAUGUAAGGGAGAACACAUCUUAGAGAAAUGUAAAGACUUUCUCAAAAUGAAAUAUACAGAAAGAAAAGCUGUUGUGAUGUCUAAAGGGCUUUGUAUGGGAUGUCUAAAAUGGGGGACAUAG